This is a messenger RNA of Aspergillus pseudotamarii, 373 nucleotides long. RefSeq lists its product as uncharacterized. Bases 201 to 356 code for a protein of 51 amino acids. The record is from RefSeq and is a predicted model, not a curated record. Lineage: Eukaryota; Fungi; Ascomycota; Eurotiomycetes; Eurotiales; Aspergillaceae. The transcript has a single exon.
GCGAAUGGCCGGCAUAUCCAACCAUCAAGAGAGCAUUCUCCCAAUAGUUGUACGUCGGGGCCGGCUAGGCUAAUCGACUUUCGUACAAGGCCCACCCAUAAGUUCGCUCUUCGAUUUAACUUCUCCGGUCAACUACUCCCUUGAGAGAGAUGCGACACCAAUAGAGUUCAGCUAGAUCAGCCCUCGCCAGAUUCGGCAAGAUGGGGGUGCGACGGGACUAUGAGAAAGGUCGAAAUAAUUCUUCCCCCUGGCUUAAAGCAGUCUGCUCUACCUCCUGGAUCAAGUUUAUUGUAGAUUACCAGACGGCUCCGCACAGAUCAUGGGCAAGAUAUGUCUCUCGACUAGGACUCACGUGAAGGAAUCUGAUUCUGUU